AUGGUACGUGGAACUAGGACAGUCUACCCCAGCGAACGAAAUAAAGGGUUCAGCUCAACAUUCCAGCCACCUGAAGGAGGCCGGAAAGUUGUGUCGUUAAUUUUUAAAUAUUAUUCUUACAUUCUUCGCGACAUUUAUACAUUUUAUUUUUAUUUUCGUUUUUCUUAUUGUUUCGCCAUUUCACUUUUUCUUUCGUUUCCUUUUCUUUUUUUACUUCCAUUUAUUUCUUUCUUUCUCUUCCAUUUAUAUUUGUUAUUUCCUUUCCUGCUUUCUCUCUUUCUCUUUCUUUCUUCUCUAUUUCUUUUCAUUGUUUUCUGUCUUUCCUCUCUUUUAUUUUUUUCUCUCUUUCUAUUUGAUUCGUGUCCUUCUUUUUUCACUUUAUCUCUCCUUAAUCUUGUUUUUCUCUUACCAUAUCCUUUAGUUUCAUUUUUAUUUUUUUCACUUUCUCUUUCUUUUUCUCUUAAUUAUAUUAAUUCUAUCUUUCACUUUCUUGCACUAUUUUCUUUUCUUGUUUCUUUCUUUCUUAUGUAUUUCUUUAAUUCUUCACAUACUCAUAUUCUGUCUUUCUCUAUCAUUUCUUUGUUUCCUUCUUUUCUUAUAUUCUUUCUGCCGUACCGUUUCGCUUUCACUAAGUUAUUUCUUCUUUUAUAUUUUUCUCUUGUCUUUUUCUUCAUUUCUUCCUUUUUCUUUUAUAUUUAUUCUUUCUCUUUUAUUCAUAAUUUUUUUCUGAUAUUCAUUCAUCCUUUUUCUUUCAUUCACUAUAUAUUACUUACUUUCUUCACUUACUAA
Messenger RNA from Acanthosepion pharaonis, 789 nucleotides. Lineage: Eukaryota; Metazoa; Mollusca; Cephalopoda; Sepiida; Sepiidae. The record is from the annotation of a GenBank genome assembly.